GCACAAGGGAGCCCAACCAAAUUGUGCCAUGAAGCGGAGACUUGCACCAACGGACACAGAAGCGGAGGAGCAGAGAAAGGGCAUCAUGCACGACCUUGGCGUAUGGGCAGCUACAUGGACGGUAUACAUCGACCUAGACGAGACCAGGAAACAAGCUAAUUGGAAGAUGUGGUGUGAACCGUACAUGGAAAGCUACCUGCGACAACCAGAACAAGCAGCACUACGACAACUACUCAAAGCAAGAUACCAGGUCCGAAGCACGAGCCAGAUCGCGAAAGACCUGUGUGAUAUGCAAUGGAGAUCAUCCAAGAAGAAUCGGAAAGACGUGUACGAGUAUUCCCUCACCCUUACGGGCUGGGAAAGAGAAGCAUACAUAUCCCACUGGUUCGACAGCGUAGCGGACAUCAAGGCCAAGUUCCGCGAAUUGUUGCAAGACCGAACACCCACUUUCGACCAGGAAAUGCCUGAACAUUAUGAAGACAAUGAGGAGGACCGACCAGCAGCCAUACAUGUGGUGGCCCACGAGAUCUACAAGGCCAGCCUGCCGAGCGACAACACGGGCUUCAUUGAAGGCACAGACCAUAUCGGGUUCUAUGGCACCGUAGAUGGAGAACAAUGUGUACCUGCUGCCGAACAUGCAGGACUCUUCUGGGCACCAGCGCUGACGCGAGGCCCCUUAUUGAUCACCACGGACUGCCAGAUGGUGAUGAAUGGCUGGACCCUCAAGUACUACGAGCAGCCCCAAGGUGCUCAGCGACCAUGGUGGGAAAGGGUAAAACUGAUGCUCAGCAGGCGUUCUGGCGGGGUUUUUGGAAUACGAGUCCAGAAGUGCCUAGCCCACCUCGACGGCGAAGCUGUUAAGCAGGCUGGCCAGGAAUUCCACAUCAGCAUGGGCAAUGAGAUGGCGGAUACGCUGGCGCAGCGAGGAGCAGAAGAGGCAAUGGCAGAAAUACGGCAAGAGGUCAAGGCGUUGGUGGAAGUGGAGACUACGCUUAUGAGGGCCCAAAGGAGGGCAGCAGCGAUCAUCCACGAGGUGUGCAAGGAUGCGGACCCCACCAAGCUUGAGAGGCCCAAGCAGAUGCCUAAGAAAAUAGCAAAGGAAAGAAGAGACCAGAUCGAGAAGGAGUCGGGCCACAUAAUGCGAAAGAAGAAAGGGCAAUGGGUAUGCCAAGAGUGCUGGCUAACCCCAGGCAAGUACAACGUGGUCGAUUGGAUGAAGGCUAGCGUGUGCAUCGGGAGGCAGUACGAAACACACCGAGCAAAUCAUGGACAUGCAGUCCGUGUUCCCAACAACGAGCUGAUCGAGAUCAAAGACAAAGUAAUACACGACAGUCACAGCAUUGCAGUGGCCCAUGGGCAGUUCUGGUGCUGGAACUGUGCUGCUGUGGCUUCGCACAACGAUUACGGACACGGCAGGGUGAACCUACUGGCGAUGGAGUGCAGGAACAAGAUCACGCAGAGCGGGCUGGCCAGAAUUGGCCAGAUGGGACGAUCCCGCCAAACGGCGGGCGGCUACCACGAGUUGCAGCUGGGCGACGACCUCGUGGUUGACUUCAUGGCGCGGGGCUACGGCCCCGCAGAGAUACUCGGGCCUGGAGUGCCAGUGGGGUGGACGCCCGCCCUGUUCAGGGGCUACUCUGGCCUGGAGUGCCAGUAG
Prorocentrum cordatum is the source of this 1657-nucleotide messenger RNA. NCBI's taxonomy places the organism in Eukaryota, Dinophyceae, Prorocentrales, Prorocentraceae. The record is from the annotation of a GenBank genome assembly.